AAAUUAAACCACGUAGAACCAGAGCUUAACACAAAAAUUUCACAAAUUCCCUGUAAAAUAAACCCUUAUCAAAUUUUACUAAUCAAACUUUUCUUAACUUUUUUGUUCAAAAAACUAUAAUCUAAAACUCCGUUUCUUUCCUCCAUUCUUCUGCUCCUUAUAUCCUCCUCACUACCUAAUAACCAGUAUACAGCUUGUAUAGAUUGAAUUCAAGAGAAAGUAUGGCUUCAACUUCAGCAACUAUUCCAAUACUAUCAUCAACUUUCAUUGGUACUCAACUCAGUUUAUCAUUACCAACUCUAAAAACAUCAAAACCACCAUCUCUUCCUCUAUCAAAAAGAAAAUCUUUUAUCUGCCAAUCAAUUCUAAAUAAAAAACCAAUUAAAACCCUUCAUUCACAAGCAGCAAUAGCUGCAAUUCUAUUCUCAAUAUCACAAAAUACACCUUCUGCAAUAGCCAUUGAUAAUAAUCCCCAAUCUUCACCUCCAACUGUAAUUCAAGCUGAAGCCAUUAAACCCAUUUCUCAAUCUUCACUCCUUCCUCAAAACAUUUUUCAAACAGCACCAAAAGUGUCAAAUACACAAGACAUUCCAGAUGGUAAUCAAUGGAGGUAUAGUGAAUUUCUUAAUGCAGUCAAAAAGGGUAAAGUCGAAAGAGUUAGGUUUAGUAAAGAAGGCGAUACUCUUCAACUUACAGCAGUAGAUGGUAGAAGAGCUUUUGUCACAAUCCUAAAUGAUCCAGACCUUAUUGAUAUUCUUGCUUCAAAUGGUGUUGAUAUUUCAGUCUCUGAAGGUGAUUCUGGUGGUGGGUUAUUUAAUUUAAUUGGAAAUCUUAUCUUUCCUGUUCUUGCAUUUGCUGGUUUAUUCCUACUGUUCCGUAGAUCUCAAGGUGGUCCUGGAGGACCAGGUGGAUUAGGAGGACCCAUGGAUUUUGGAAGAUCAAAAUCUAAAUUCCAAGAAGUUCCAGAAACUGGGGUUACAUUUGCUGAUGUUGCAGGAGCUGAUCAAGCAAAAUUGGAAUUACAAGAGGUUGUUGAUUUCCUGAGAAGCCCUGAUAAAUAUACAGCUUUAGGCGCCAAGAUUCCAAAAGGUUGUUUAUUAGUUGGUCCACCAGGAACUGGGAAAACACUUUUGGCUAGAGCUGUUGCUGGUGAAGCUGGUGUUCCAUUUUUUUCAUGUGCAGCUUCUGAGUUUGUUGAAUUGUUUGUUGGUGUUGGAGCAUCUAGAGUUCGAGAUUUGUUUGACAAAGCAAAGGCAAAAGCACCUUGUAUUGUGUUUAUUGAUGAAAUUGAUGCCGUGGGUAGGCAAAGAGGUGCUGGAAUGGGAGGUGGAAAUGAUGAGAGAGAACAAACUAUAAAUCAACUUUUGACAGAAAUGGAUGGAUUUUCGGGGAAUACUGGAGUUAUCAUUUUGGCGGCCACUAACAGACCGGAUGUUCUUGAUGCUGCAUUGUUAAGACCUGGAAGAUUUGAUAGACAGGUCACUGUCGAUAGACCUGAUGUUGCUGGUAGAGUUAAGAUUCUUCAGGUUCACUCUAGAGGCAAGUCACUUGCAAAGGAUGUGGACUUCGAUAAGAUUGCAAGGAGAACACCUGGUUUUACUGGAGCUGAUUUGCAAAACCUGAUGAAUGAAGCUGCUAUUUUAGCAGCCAGGCGAGAUCUCAAGCAAAUCAGCAAGGAUGAGAUAUCAGAUGCCCUUGAAAGGAUUAUAGCUGGUCCUGAGAAAAAGAAUGCAGUAGUCUCGGAAGAGAAGAAGAAAUUAGUAGCUUAUCAUGAGGCUGGGCAUGCACUGGUUGGUGCUCUCAUGCCCGAAUAUGAUCCUGUUGCCAAAAUCUCUAUCAUCCCUCGUGGCCAAGCUGGAGGUCUCACCUUUUUCGCCCCAAGUGAAGAGAGGCUAGAGUCCGGCCUAUACAGCAGAAGCUACCUCGAGAAUCAGAUGGCUGUUGCCCUUGGUGGAAGGGUAGCUGAGGAGGUAAUAUUUGGGACGGAGAAUGUAACAACCGGAGCAUCAAACGACUUUAUGCAGGUUUCUCGGGUUGCAAGACAGAUGGUUGAAAGAUUUGGCUUCAGCAAAAAGAUUGGGCAAAUCGCCAUCGGUGGGGGCGGUGGAAAUCCCUUCUUGGGACAAUCGAUGUCAUCCCAAAAAGAUUAUUCCAUGGCUACCGCUGACAUAGUGGAUGCUGAGGUGAGAGAGCUAGUGGAGAAGGCGUAUACAAGAGCCACCCAGAUCAUUAAUACCCAUAUUGACAUUCUUCAUAAACUUGCACAGCUCCUCAUUGAGAAAGAGACUGUCGAUGGAGAAGAGUUCAUGAGCCUCUUUAAUGAUGGCCAAGCUGAACUUUACGUUUCCUAAAUUACAAGGCGCCCAGCUGGUUCUAUAUCCAAAUUUGUACUGUAAUUUUCUUGUGUAAUUUUCUAGUAAGAUUCUGACAUGAAAGAGAGGAAGGUAAAUAAUGAAGCACAUACAUAGAUGUAAAGAAAAAAAAAAGAAACAGGUGUUUCCUCGCAAUAUAAUACAAUUUUCUCAUUGAAGCCAA
Molecule: messenger RNA, 2535 nt
Organism: Papaver somniferum (opium poppy)
Lineage: Eukaryota; Viridiplantae; Streptophyta; Magnoliopsida; Ranunculales; Papaveraceae
Product: ATP-dependent zinc metalloprotease FTSH, chloroplastic-like
Exons: 5
Coding region: 222-2351 (709 amino acids)
Biological process (GO): proteolysis
Cellular component (GO): chloroplast thylakoid; membrane
Molecular function (GO): ATP-dependent peptidase activity; ATP hydrolysis activity; ATP binding
Source: RefSeq, a predicted model, not a curated record